AAUUCUGGUUUUAAAAAAAUCACUACUUGGCUGGUAUAAAAUACCUUUUUUCUCUCUCUCUUUUUUAUUAAACACGUCUUCAUCUCGACCUUCAAAAAAGAAGAGAUAUUAACAACAUGAGUUACGCUAAACGAGACGAAGACUCUGGAGAAGUCAGCAUCUUUUCACAAAUAAACAAGUCCACUGUCCUUCAAGAAGCUCGCGCUUUUAAUGACUCGCCCAUCAAUGUCAGAAAAUGUCGACUGUUACUUACUAAAAUCAUUUAUUUACUUUCGUUGGGUGAACCCUUUAAUACACAAGAAGCAACGGAUCUUUUCUUUAAUGUCAUCAAGCUGUUUCAGUCGAAAGAUACUUCACUUCGACAAAUGAUGUAUUUGGUGAUUAAGGAACUAUCAGGUAUUGCUCAGGAUGUGAUUAUGGUCACCCAGUCUUUGAUUAAAGAUAUCCAAUCAAAGCAAGAAACGAUUUACCGUGCUAACGCUAUUCGUGCCUUAUGCUUAAUUACGGAUCCUUCCAUGAUUCAAGGUAUUGAACGUAUUAUCAAGGCCUCUAUUGUUGACAAGAACCCUUCUGUCUCUGCUGCUGCUCUUGUGUCUUCUUACCAUCUAUUUGGUGCUUCCAAGGACAUUGUGCGUCGUUGGGCUACUGAAGUACAAGAAGCUGCUUAUGCUAAACAAUCUUCUGGUUUUGCUUCUGCUGCUUCAAGCUAUAUUUCUAGUUUUGGCAGUAACUCCAGCAACCAAAACCAAGCUGUUGUUUCAACCAGUAGUAUUGCUCAAUACCAUGCUAUUGGCCUGUUAUAUUUGAUCCGUCAACAGGACCGUAUGGCUAUUGCCAAGUUGGUCCAGACUUUCUCUGGUUCUGGACGUGGUGGCAACAGUGGUCAUUUAAAGAACUCUUCUGCUGUCUGUAUCUUGAUCCGUUAUGCUUGUAAAGUCAUGGAAGACGAUCCUGGAUCCACAAAGCGUAUUUAUGAAUUAUUGGAAGGAUACCUUCGACACAAGAGCGAUAUGGUCAAUUUAGAAGCUGCCCGUGCUAUUUGUGAAAUGAAGGAUGCCACAGCCAAAGAGCUUUAUCCUGCCAUUUCUGUCUUGCAACUCUUUUUGAGUUCACCUAAACCUACGUUGCGCUUUGCUGCCAUUCGUAUCUUGAAUGCACUUGCUCUCUCUAAACCUUCUGCUGUUUCCCCUUGUAACUUGGAUAUUGAGAAUUUGGUCUCUGAUCAAAACAGAAGUAUUGCUACGUUUGCCAUCACCACCUUGUUAAAGACAGGCAAUGAAGCCUCUGUAGACCGAUUGAUGAAGCAAAUUUCUAGUUUUAUGGGUGAAAUUUCAGAUGAGUUCAAGGUGAUUGUGGUAGAAGCCAUUCGUUCUCUCUGUCUCAAGUUCCCCAACAAACAAGCCGUCAUGCUUUCUUUCUUGAGUGGUGUGUUGCGUGAUGAAGGUGGUUAUGAAUUCAAAAAGGCUGUUGUUGAAGCUAUCUUCGACAUGGUCCGUCAUAUUCCUGAAUCCAAAGACACAGCCUUGUCUUAUCUCUGUGAAUUUAUUGAGGAUUGUGAAUUCACUAAACUAUCUGUUCGUGUGCUUCAUUUACUCGGUACAGAAGGCCCCAAGACAUCCACACCUACUAAAUACAUUCGUUAUAUCUACAACCGUGUUAUUCUGGAAAACUCGACCAUUCGUGGUGCUGCUGUCAGUGCUCUUACUAAAUUUGGUCUCAAUUGCCCUGAUACCAAUGUGAAGCAAAGUGUCAAGGUCUUAUUGACCCGUUGUCAAGAUGACGUGGAAGAUGAAGUCCGUGACCGCGCCACGUUGGCACUUGGCAUGAUGCAGCAUGCAUCCUUGGCUAAACUCUACAGUGUGGACGAUGCCACUUUUGCCUUACCUAUUUUGGAGCGUGAAUUAGUCGAAUUUGUGAACCGACAAGAGACAUCGCCAUUUGACUUGAGUGCUAUUCCUAUGAUCAGUAAGGCACAAGAAGAAGAAGAGCGUCGUCGUCAUCGUCCUCAAGAUUUGACACUUGCCACUGUCUCCUCGCCUGUUCCUAACAAGGCAUCCUCUUCUGCUUCACCACAGGCAGAGAACAAAAAGAAAUACAGUAUUCAAUGUAUUAAGCAUACGUUUGCUAAGCAUAUUGUGUUCCAGUUUGACUGUCUUAAUACGCUGAAUGACCAGUUAUUAGAGCAUGUUGAGAUGGUGAUGCAAAUGGAUGAUGAACAAGCUGGUUUAGUUCGCGUGUUGGAAAUGCCUGCUGCUCAAUUGGCCUAUGAUGUUCCCGGACAGAUUUAUGUCGCUUAUGAAAGAGAAGAUGAGGAUGAUUUCCCAGUUGCUUCCUUUACAAAUUCACUCAAGUUUAUCAUUAAGGAUUGUGAUCCUACUACAGGUGAACCCGAUGAAGAAGGUUAUGAAGAUGAAUAUCAAGUAGAAGACAUUGAUCUAUUGACAAGUGACUAUGUUCGCCCUACUUAUAUUUCCAACUUUGAGCAAGAAUUUGCAUCUUUGGCAGAAGGUGAAGCAAUAGAGACAUUGGCACUAGACCGUGAAAAAGCACCUAGUCUUCAAGCUGCCUGUACUGCCAUUAUAGACUUACUAGGCAUGCAACCUCUGGAUGACACUGGCUUACCACGCAACCCUAAUGUUCAUACAUUGCUUAUGGCAGGUAUUUUCUUGACAGGCGAAAAAGUACUUGUUCGAUGUCGUAUGACAUUUAACUCUUCUUCUGGUGUUGCCUUUGAGAUGUCUGUCAGAAGUGAAGACCCUACUAUUUCUCAGAUUGUUCUUUCUGCUAUUGCUUAAUCUUUUUUUUUAUUGAAUAAAUUUACAUG
Messenger RNA from Gilbertella persicaria, 2824 nucleotides. Its product is annotated as adaptin N terminal region-domain-containing protein. Bases 117 to 2795 code for a protein of 892 amino acids. Gene Ontology annotation, molecular function: structural molecule activity. Gene Ontology annotation, biological process: endoplasmic reticulum to Golgi vesicle-mediated transport; intracellular protein transport; protein secretion. NCBI's taxonomy places the organism in Eukaryota, Fungi, Mucoromycota, Mucoromycetes, Mucorales, Choanephoraceae. The transcript has 8 exons. The record is from RefSeq and is a predicted model, not a curated record. Gene Ontology annotation, cellular component: Golgi membrane; endoplasmic reticulum; endoplasmic reticulum-Golgi intermediate compartment.